Messenger RNA from Dissoconium aciculare CBS 342.82, 662 nucleotides. RefSeq lists its product as uncharacterized. The coding region runs from base 95 to 607 and encodes 170 amino acids. Lineage: Eukaryota; Fungi; Ascomycota; Dothideomycetes; Mycosphaerellales; Dissoconiaceae. The transcript has 2 exons. The record is from RefSeq and is a predicted model, not a curated record.
UCAACAAACCCGCACAUUUGCCAGCCGCAGCAAUGUUGCGAUCCUCAAUUGCGGCACCGAUAGGACCCUACCGACUACGACGAUGGUCACAAAUAUGGGCAGGAAUGCAGCGGCGUCCUUGAUCCCCAGCUGGGAAUCUGGUGGCAUCUGCCGUAUGUACUACCAUAUGUGUGGAUGCGCACAGGAGCAAACCAGUGCCGACCAUCCGUCCUAUUAUUCCGUUCAUCGCAACUGCAGGGCCCUUGACGACCAGUCAGUGCCAGGCACAACUUACACGAGGAGCCCUAGAGGCUCUCACAACAGCAUUGUUUUCAGGAGGGGAGAACCGUGGAACCACGGGACCUUCAGGUUCAGGAUUAACGGAUCACCAGCCACCACGUGGGUCCAGUGUCGGAGCGAUGUUGUCGGCGUGUUUAUACAAACCGAUUCGCGUCUGUCUUUGUAUAAUCCGUACACUGCGCCAUCUCAUUUCGCAACCGUAGUCGCCUUGACUGGUCUUUGCUUCAAGCCCUCCUCACCUUCCCAAAAAUACGCUUUGGCCUCGUUUGCGAAUCCAAACUGUUCUGUUUGUAACUGGAGUCACAUGGAUACUUGCAUAGGUAUGUGAGUAUCCAUAUGGUGAGUGCCUACCUAGGUAGUGUAGGUAAACGUGUUAAUAGAUG